AUGGGCAGUAUUUUGGACAGUAACCAGAUCGUGGCGUUAACUGAAGAUGACACCCAGGCCCCUGUCAUGUCUAGUAUUAAGAUUAACUUAGAUCAAAAUGGUACCAUGAUAGAAAAGGUAUUGGUUGGUCCAGGAAAAAUAGAAUCGGAAACACUAUUCAUCUAUCUGGACCAAGUGGUGACGGUCACUGUGGAGAUCCAAUCAGAUAUAGAAGUCAUAUUUGGAGUAGAUUAUGGUGAUUCAAUUUCAGUAUCGGAGACAUGCGGUGGUCCCAUUUCAGCUUAUAAAUUAACACACACAUAUGCUACGAUAGGCGUUUUUAAUUUAUCAGUUGAAGCAUCAAAUAUGGUGAAUAAUCAGAGCUCAUUUUUAAGUAUUGAAACUGUUUACCCUAUAAAUAACAUUCAUUUCGAUGAUAAAUCAACUCCUCUACUGGUAGAACCGGAUUCGGUGUUGCUUUUUGAUGUAAUAGCAUCUGGGACAUCCUUCCCGUUUGGGAAGACGGAAUUAAUGAUUGAAUGUGGGGCUAAUGUGACGAAUGAAACAUUCACUUUAACACAAGACGGAAUUCAAACAAUAAAUUGCACUAUGGACGAAGUCGGGAAUCAUACUAUAGUUGUAACAAUCAUGUCACCGUUAGAUCGAUUAGAACUGUACAGACGGGACUUCCGAGUUUGGGAUAACUUAACCCUAUUUACAUUUCAACCGUCUGCAGAAGCCUUUGCAGUAGGAAACUUGCCGUCAUUCAACUACACUAAUCCACCUGUUUUUAAUUUCGAUUAUGUUAUCGAUUUUGGUGAGGGGACAAUUUUAGAGAAUAAUGGCAUAGAACAUCUGAGAACACGCUACACAGAUAUUACAAUUCCGGUCUUGAAUUACAACACUUCAGGAACUUACAUAGUCAGCUUCAGUGCAAGUAAUCAUGCUUACUCCAAAUCAAUGUCAACAGCUGUAAUAUUUGAAUAUGCAAUACCACCGUCUAAUUUACAAGUUGAUAUUACCGACUUGCUAUUGGUACCACCAGGGCUAGCAAAGUUCUCGGUGUAUUCCGACAGUGGAGCUGCUGAAAUAACGCCUACGAAUGUUACCUGUACGUAUGAAUUCGGUGAUGGAGUAACUAUAACCAUAACAAAUUGUUGUCUACUAAAUUAUGACGCUACCGGACUGGCUAUUGUUGUGCCGUAUGUAUUUACCACUGAAGGAUCAAUGAAUGUAUCUUUCGAAUGUGAAAAUAGGGUUAGCUCCGAAUUGAUGUUUGCGGAAGUGGAAACCAAACUUAUGAACGUUACCUUGAUCGAGAUAACUCACUAUGAAUUUCUUCUCAUGAACAAUUCUGACCCUAUAACAUUUGAUAUACAAUACAAUAUAUUUAACUUUACCAUCCCACCAGUAAACCUGACGUACGGAAUAACCUGGGAAUCCACCGAAACCAUGAAAUACACCGAGAUGACCAGACUGAAUGAUUCCCAUGUCUACAGUGUCAGGGGCAAUAAUUUACUAACGAUAUACUUUGAAUACUAUAGUGGACAGCGUACGGAGAGAAAAUAUAUACGAUCGGGAACUGUGGAAUUUAUUUUAAUAUCCAGUAGAAUUGGUCAAACGGAUACGACUAGUAUAGAUUUCACGGUAAAACGCCAUCUUUUAUCGGACGAUCAUAGUAUAAGCAUCGAUUGGGGUGAUGGAUCCCCAGAUACUAGCCGUUCAUAUACAGCAACUACUAUUCCACCCCAAUCUAACCCAGUUAUUAGUACCGGAGCUCCCACAACCGAAUCUCACGUAUUCAUCAAAGCUGGUAUAUUUACACCUGUGAUUACUUUUUCUUCUGUUCGAGGCAUAGAGAUACUGGAUUUGAAUGAUACGAUUUAUAUUGAAAAUAAGAUCCAAGGACUGGAAAUAUCCACUGAAGAUAGGUACACAUUCGCUGACACUAUAGCUCCCAUAAUCAGUAUGGGCAAUACAACGUAUCCAGUGAGGAAUAUAUCAUGUUAUUUCAACUAUACCGACGCUGGGAUAACUGUUAUUGGAGAUCUGUUGGACAACAGUACUGAUACAAUACAGACAGUCAUUGAAUAUAGCGAUCUUGGUGAAAAGAACCUCUUGGUUACCUGCUCUAACUAUCUAUCAGAACAGACCUUACAAGCUGUAUACUUAGUCUUCAGUGUCUGUUUUGAUUCGUCCAGAAUGUUUGAUCGAGUCUACGCCAGUGUGUCUACGGCCUUGAAGAUCUAUUCAUCUAAUCCACAGACCAUUACUGGAAGAUCUACCAUCACAGAUGUCUGUAAAAACAGGACAGAUAACAUCCGAUAUACGUGGAAAUUACAAAGAUUCAACCAAUCAACUUCGACCUUACAAGAUAUAGCUAUUUCACAUCCAAAUUCUAUUAGUUUUACUGUGCUGGACUUCACCUCUGAACCUGGUAUAUAUCGUCUCGAACUUACGGUUUUUUUCCCUGAAUACCCAGACGAUUAUAUCACAGAUGUCAUGUUUCUUCAACUGAUAGAUCCCCCCCUGGUUGGAAACAUUGAGUUCGGUUCCAAGAGGGAAGUAAGCAUAGGGAUACCAGUAAAUUUUGACGCUAAAUUGAGUUCAUUCGACCCGAAAAUUGGUCAUGGUAUAGAGGAUCCUGAUUUGCGGUUCUCAUGGAACUGUUAUCGUAUAGCUGACAGUGCUGCGGUAGAUUCAUAUACAGCACCCUAUAGUAAUGAUACAUCAUAUCGUUCAGCACCGCCUUGUGGCUUCACUCUACCAUCACAGAGUAUAAUAAAUGGUAUCGACACCGCCGGUGUUCAACCCAAUUCGUGGUACCUUGUAGAGCUAGAGGUAACUAAAGAUGUAAGACGAGUAACUGAUAUCCAGGUUUUAUACUUCAGUAAUGCAGAUACUCCCUUAUUAGGAAUAAGCUGCCAGUUAAACUGUCUACAGAAAGUUCUAUCUGAUGAUAUAACCUAUUUCCAUUCAUCCAUCACCUGCCCGUCAUGUUCUCCUGAACAAUUGAAUAGUGUUACUUACAGCUGGUCAGUUUAUAAAUAUAAUGUUAUUACUGGUCAAGAUGAUUUAUUAAACUGGGUCGAUAUAUCAUCGUAUAUUAGUACAGUUCAAAGUGAUAGAGAAUUCAAUGCUAAACCAUUUCUGUUUGAAGAAGGUGCAAGUUAUGCUGUGGAACUAGAAGCUACUAUUCCAGGAAAAGACCCUACAAAAACAACCAUACGAUUUGAUGUUAAUUAUAGGCCCUAUGGUGGAGUUUGUGAAUUCAACACGUUAACAGGAUUUGCAACUGUAACUAAGUUUCAAGUAACUUGUGAUGGUUGGAUGGAUGAAUCGUUUCGAAGAGAUAGAGAUGCAUUAAUUGAUGGAGGUGAACCAGUAGUGUACAGAGUGGAACAGUUCACCAGACUGGGGACUUUUGUUGUUUACGAAGGCAGUGAAAGGAGUACUCCACCCUUCUUUCUACAACCCUGUGACGAACGAGAUAGUUAUGAUUGUGAGGUGGUCGUUAAAAUAAUGGAUUUUGUGAGAAGUGAAGCCAAUGAAAAAUUUAUAGUAAAUGUACAAGCACCUUUAGAUUAUUAUUUAUCAAAGGCAAGAAACGAAACAAAUAGUACUGAUAUUACGACAGAUGAAAUUCUAGAGGAAUUCUACCAAAGGAUUGAACAAGAUAUAAACGUUACAUUGAAUUAUGAUAGUUUUUUAAUCGGUAUUAUGACUGCUUCAACAUAUGGCGCAGUUCUCAAUACAAUUCCAUUAGAACAGUCACCAAUAGAGGAUUUUGGUUUGAUUCAAUCGAAUGAUUCUAUAACAGCGAGACAAACCAUCGUUGACUCACUGAGGAUUAUAGAUCCGAAAAAACAAAGACUCCAAAAUGUAAUGGAAGGUGUAAUUUUAUUGUUUACUGAUACAGUAAAUAAAACAACACGGACAGCACCAUUAACACUAAAUGAUAUUUUGAUAGCUUCCUCCUCGCUAGCUUCUUUAAUAGACAAUCCUGAAAUCAUUACAGGUAGAGCUCAGAGUGCUAUCUCAAAUACAGCCGAGGAUCUCAGUAAUUCUUUGGUUGCUAAACUGGAAACUUCUGUUAUAAUUAAAGACAUUUUGAAGACAAUGGAAGCAAUAAAUACAUUGCAAGAUAAAGUCAUUGAUUUAGGUGGACCAGAUAUGACAGGAAAACUGCCUAAUGGUGUUGAUUAUUCCAAUACUGAUUGGAAUCCUGAAGGAGAUGGUUUUAAUCCCUACGAACAGGAAUACUUCGCUAAACUUAUCAAUAGAAGAAAAGCAGCAGAUAUUGAUCGUUUUAUAGAAAAUGCUAAGGAAACAGAGAGAGUUUGUGAAAAAAUAUGGGAAAACUCCUUUGAAAUAAUGGAUAAAGCUACAGCAGAUAAUACCACCUUUAAAACUAUAAAUAGAAACUUUGCAUCAGAGUUAACAAAAGGAACAAUAAGAGAAAUUCUGGCAAGACAAAGAGCUAAGACUACAAUAGCUCAACUGAUGUUAGGCAAUCAAACUGGUAUUACCGAGGGUCAAACUGGUGUUGCGGGUAGUACUGAGAGUCAUACAGGUGUUACGGGUAGUACUGAGGGUCAAACUGGUAGUACUGAGGGUCAAACUGGUAGUACUGAGGGUCAAACUGGUAGUCAAACUGGUAAUACUGAUGUUCAAACUGGUAGUACUGAGGGUCAAACUGGUGGUACUGGUGGUCCAUCUGGUAGUACGGGUAGCCCUGGGGGUCAAACCGCUAGUACGGAUGGCUCUGGGGGUCACCCCCCUUUUGGGGAAUUUCUUGAUAAACCCCUGGGUCAACCACCUUUUGAAGAUACACCCAAAUGA
Lottia gigantea (owl limpet) is the source of this 4821-nucleotide messenger RNA. RefSeq lists its product as hypothetical. The transcript has 11 exons. The record is from RefSeq and is a predicted model, not a curated record. Bases 1 to 4821 code for a protein of 1606 amino acids. Lineage: Eukaryota; Metazoa; Mollusca; Gastropoda; Lottiidae.